AUCAACAUGUACGCGCAGAACAAAGACUUCGCCCAGUGGGAAUACUGGGCCGAGGGCGCCGGGCUGCCAAGCCUGGACACGGCUGGCAGGUGCCGCGAGAGAAGGGGACACGGCGUUUUCGACAUUCCCGUCCGGUUCGCAGACAUUGAUGGCAACGGCCUUGCCGACUUCCUGUGUGUCGAGCGAGACGGCCGUACGUGGGGCUACCUCAACUCGAACGGCGGGAAGACGCUCACCUACGUCUCUCAGUUCAAGAAGUCCGAGGGAAAGGACCGUGCAAACCUCCACUUCGCCGAUGUCAACGGCGACGGCCGGGCCGACCUUCUGUGGACCGACAAGUUCAACGGAGACGCUACUGUUUGGCACAACAGAGGACCCAUCCUGGCGGCCGGUAGCGCCUUCACCUGGGACAAUCAGGGUGGCCGCUCAAGGCUCCUGCAUCCGCUACCCGGACUUGGACGGCAACGGACGGGCCGACAUGCACGUUGUCGACUCUCUCGCCAGCACAGCCGUGACAUGGUUCAAUGACUGCGGAAACGGUGGCGGGGAUGAUGCCGACACUCUCACCACCCCUACUCCUCAGCCGGGUUCCGAAGUUUCGGGGGAGGUGGAAGGCUUCAUGGCAGCUAUUCACGACAGCGGGUACGAAGGGACUAUAUCCGACGACGGCGUGGUUUCCUUGGCAACGAUGCUGAUCGGCUAUACUUCAUGCGACCUGUUGGAGAGACAAGCAAUCAGAUCCGGUUGGUUGCAGUCCUGGAAACUGAUGGACUAUAUACGGCCGAAAGUCAACAGCCUAGAUCUCAACUCAGCCGCCGCCAUUGAGUACCUCGGGCCACCUGCGGUAAAUCAGCCGUAUCAGGACCGCUUCAAAGAGAUACUCGGCAGCAUAGCCACCUUCAAGGAGGGGCCCUGGUGGAGACCAGGCUGGUUUGACUACAAGAUUCAUGUUCGAUGCGACGAUCCGGACAACAAGUGCUCUGAACCAUGCGGGGACAGAACCCUCUCAAGCACAGUAGCGUGCACGGUAGACAGACAGGGUAGUACGCCCGCGUGGAUUAACUUCUGUCCUCGCUAUUUUACCUUCGACACACUGGCUGCGAAACUGAGCAAAGCGAGGAAUGAGCCCUUUUUUAUAAAGCGGUUCGAUCUGACAAAUUACUACGAGAACCAGGGCUUCACGUGGUUUCAUGAGCUCCUUCAUAUUAAUGAUGUUUCGAAGGCGACCGGCGGAAACGAGAUGAUCCUUGAUUUCUGGAAUAAAGUCAGAGAGCGAACCAGUUCUGGCCUAAUCAUAGAACACACUCUCGUGGCCUACGGACCCGAGAGAUCCAAAAUUCUGGCCCGAUGGGGCGACUGGCCAGGUGCCGUUUUCACGCACAGGAACAACGAUAAUAUCGGCUGUUACGUGCUCGCUCUCCUUUUCCAGGACACAGCACUGGAUGGCACGUACCCACACCUUCCCCGAGCACCGCAGCCGCCCUCGGCGGUCUCCCCAUUCGAACCUGUCAGGAUGGGAAACAUUUUCCUUGUUAACCCGGACGGGACCGCUACGAUCCUCGACGAGGCUUAUUUCUCUGCAAACGAGCAGUGCCCAUAUUCGGCAGCGGGGCAGGAGAUGGACUUGACGUACAACUUCGCCACGAGAGACCAGUAUCCAGCCGAGUACUUGGCUCUCUACGACUCGUGGGUGGCGAGCUGACAGCCUGUACAAAGUCGAGCACCAGCAAGGC
Messenger RNA from Chaetomium strumarium, 1733 nucleotides. RefSeq lists its product as uncharacterized. The transcript is spliced from 3 exons. The record is from RefSeq and is a predicted model, not a curated record. The coding region runs from base 149 to 1702 and encodes 517 amino acids. Gene Ontology annotation, molecular function: metallopeptidase activity. NCBI's taxonomy places the organism in Eukaryota, Fungi, Ascomycota, Sordariomycetes, Sordariales, Chaetomiaceae.